Cladocopium goreaui is the source of this 1525-nucleotide messenger RNA. NCBI's taxonomy places the organism in Eukaryota, Dinophyceae, Suessiales, Symbiodiniaceae. The record is from the annotation of a GenBank genome assembly.
AUGGCGCAGCCCAUGGUAGUUUGCGUCACUGGGGCGAGUGGCUUCAUUGCCUCUCACAUUGUCAAGCAGAUGCUCGAGAGAGGCCACACUGUACGCGGCACAGUGCGGGAUGCGCUGGACAGUCGCAAGACGGAACACCUGAUGGCCUUGCCUGGAGCUGCUGAGCGCCUGAAGCUCUUCUCAGCCACCUUACUGGAGGAGGGAUCCUUCGACGAGGCCAUUAGCGGCUGCCAAGGCGUUUUCCACGCCGCAUCACCCUUGGUGCCCGGCAAAGGCGGCCCCAAACUGGGGUGGUGGGACAGCACCAGCAGGGUAGCAGCGAUCUUGGACCAAGAAGCUGGCAAAGUCAUGGGCCCUUGUCUUGGUGUGGGCAAGGAACAGGCGAGCGUCGAGGACCCAGAGACAUUGGUCUUGCGGCCAGCUGUGGAGGGCACGCUGAACGUGUUGAGAUCAUGCAAAAAGGCCGGCAACGUCCGGUCGCUGGUCGUCACUUCCAGCAUGUCUGCGGUGGCGCCCAACCCAGAGCCACCAGUGAAAUCCGAGGACCAUUGGUCGGACCCAGAAGAGCAAAAGGCGCGUGGCAGCUUCUACGGUGCUUCCAAGACCCUGGCGGAACGGGCGGCGUACGACUUCGUGGCCAAAGAGAUGCCAAGUACCCGUUUGGCCACCAUUUGCCCAACCAUGGUGCUGGGACCUAUGUUGCAACCCGAGGUGAAUAUGACCAUGGGAUCUUUUCGGAACUGGCUCUUGAAGGGCGUCGCGGGGCCGGAUGGAAAGUGCCGCAACGACUCCAUGAGUUUCGUCGACGUGCGCGACUGCGCUGCGCAGCAUGUGGCAGCCAUGGAGUUGGAGAAGGAAGGACGCUUCAUGAGCUUGGAUCGCAGCCUUCACUGGAAUGACUUGGCGCUGCUGAUGAAGGAGCUGUAUCCUGCCAUGCCUUCUGCCGAGCCUUUCAACGGGGAACUGUGCAAGGUGACCGAGUUCGACCGGACACGACAAGAGAGUUUGGGCGUUCCCGUGCGCAAAAUCCCGGAGAUUUUGAAGGAGGCAGCAGACGAGCUGAAGCGCCUUCAGGCCCUGACCGGGGAGCUGCUGCCAUUGCUGGAGAAGGCGCCUUCCGCUCGGGUGGUGGUGGUGUCCAGCACAGCCCACCUGGGAGCUAACAAAGAACUCAUGGAAGGAGACCUGAUGGCUCCGGAACGCUACACCCAAUGGGGUGCAUACUGCCAGUCCAAGUUGGCCAACGUUCUUUUUGCGAAGGAGCUGAACCGAAGGUUUCAGGAGGAGGACUUCCGGAGAGCCAUGGCAGGCAUUGCUUUGGAGGUUGCCUCCUCUCAGCGCCCACAGAUGGACGAAAACGCCGAUGAGCUCGGGGAGACCCCCAUGACAGAGGUGGAAUCCAUGACAGAGGUGGAAUCGCUGAUGACGCCAGUUCGAUCAUAUUAUGACAAUGACAAGGAGGCAGCCCGCGAGUUGGCCGAACGUGGCAUACAGGUUCCGCCCAAUCGUCUUCUUCAUGACUUUG